UGCGUCGCAGUGUUGUUGCAAACGCCGGUCGCGUAGGUUGUUGCUAGUGUGAAACGUUGAGCGCAGCGCCCACCCACACACACAUACACAUAUGUACGUAGUCGAGUGCGCGGAGCAGUCAGUUGUUGCCGCCAAUUGAAUGGACAGUCGCGGUUAACGAAACACGAAAAGUCGUCUCGCCUCGCGUCGCGUGGAGUUCACUUGAGUUGAGUGGCGGCGAGUGUGUGUGUGUUUGCUUUUUUUUCGAACGCGCGAAACACGCGGCUGUUGCGGCGGUCCCGAGUGCAUUACUCACUAUUUUUUUUCGGUUACUUGCAAGUGAUACCCCUUAAACGACCCCUUCCCCCCCACACUUCAAGCCCCCUCGCAGGCAGCAAACGCCAAAGGUGAUUAUAUUCGGAAAAGCAACGCCGUGGAGUAAAUAACGGAGCGGAGAGCGGAUCAACACAAAGCGAGACUACCUUUGGGGUCAUAGUUCAUGUUUUCCAUAUACACUUUUUAAACGCCGAUGAAGUUUAAGACUUGCAGAUGAUUGGAUGAUUGGAGUCAAAUAAUAAAAAGGGUGUCCUCGUUCGGCAAUCGUCAUGGUCCUUCAAGCCAAAGGCAUAAAAACUGACACAAACAGGAGCAAACAACACACGUGAAUUGCAAAAGGACGAAGGAACUAAUUGCACAACAAACCUGAUUGCCGGGUUUUUAUUAAAUGGGUGGAAAGAGCAGCGGCAAGAGCAGGAGAAGCACGGCUAUUCGCGAGCUUAGAGCCCACCACUGUCCGCCGGGACAUUAAUUAAUCACGGCCUUGUCAUUCGCAAGGAUCGAGGAGUGGCCAAACGGCCAAGCGGCCAACCAAGCAGGAGUACAGGAGUACAGGAGACAGGAGACAGCAGAAGGGUGCAGAAAUCAAAUUAACAGUGCGUCAAAAGGAUUAACCCCGAGCAGGGUUUGGAGUUGGAGUUGGAGUUGGAGCACGUAAACCAACCGACCGACCCGGGAUCCACAUUCCAGGGUCAGCGGGUUACGCAGUUUGGAGCUUAGUUCGGAGCGUAGUUGCGAAGCUGCCUCCUUUGGCACGUGUUCGGCGGCUCGUCGUCGCGGAUUAGCGAUAAAUCCCGAUACAGCCGCACCACAACGAACGACAAAUCACACCCAGACCCACACCCACACCCACAACCAGGUUUAGAUUCCGAUUCAGACCCAGACACAGACCUCGACCCAGACUUGGAGCCACAACCAGCGAUGAUGGGCAACCGAGCGGAGGGGAACGGACGACUGGGUAUCCUCCUGCUGCUGGGAGUGCUAGUGGUCCUCAUGGCACUGCCACCACCCACGGCGGGCACCACCGACUGGAUGCAGAGCUGCGGCACCUGCCACUGCCAGUGGAACUCGGGCAAGAAGAGCGCCGACUGCAAGAACAAGGCGCUCACCAAGAUUCCGCAGGACAUGAGCAACGAGAUGCAGGUGCUGGACUUUGCCCACAACCAAAUCCCAGAGCUGCGACGCGAGGAGUUCCUACUGGCCGGGCUGCCCAACGUGCACAAGAUCUUCCUGCGCAACUGCACCAUCCAGGAGGUGCAUCGCGAGGCCUUCAAGGGCCUGCACAUCCUCAUCGAGCUGGACAUGUCGGGCAAUCGCAUACGGGAACUGCACCCGGGCACGUUCGCCGGCCUGGAGAAGCUGCGCAACGUGAUCAUCAACAACAACGAGAUCGAGGUGCUGCCCAACCACCUGUUCGUCAACCUGAGCUACCUGUCGCGCAUCGAGUUCCGGAACAACCGGCUGCGCCAGGUGCAGCUGCACGUCUUCGCCGGGACGAUGGCGCUGAGCGCCAUUUCGCUGGAGCAGAACCGCCUCUCCCACCUGCACAAGGAGACGUUCAAGGAUCUGCAGAAGCUGAUGCACCUGUCGCUGCAGGGCAACGCGUGGAACUGCAGCUGCGAGCUGCAGGACUUCCGCGACUUUGCGAUCAGCAAGCGGCUCUACACGCCGCCCACCGACUGCCAGGAGCCGCCCCAGCUGCGCGGCAAACUGUGGAGCGAGGUGCCCUCGGAGAACUUCGCCUGCCGGCCGCGCAUCCUGGGCUCCGUGCGCUCCUUCAUCGAGGCCAAUCACGACAACAUCUCGCUGCCCUGCCGCAUCGUCGGCAGUCCGCGUCCCAAUGUCACCUGGGUGUACAACAAGCGGCCAUUGCAGCAGUACGAUCCCCGGGUGCGCGUCCUCACCUCCGUGGAGCAGCUGCCGGAGCAGCCCUCCCAGGUGCUCACCUCGGAGCUGCGCAUCGUGGGCCUGCGGGCCUCCGACAAGGGCGCCUACACCUGUGUGGCGGACAACCGGGGCGGACGCGCGGAGGCCGAGUUCCAGCUGCUCGUGAGCGGCGACUAUGCCGGCGCCGUUUCCGCCUCCGACGGCAUGGGCAUGGGCGCCAUUGGGGCGCCAACCCUGGAUCCGCAGACGAACAUGUUCCUCAUCAUCUGCCUGAUCAUCACCACGCUGCUGCUGCUGGUGCUCGUGGCGGUGCUGACGCUCUUCUGGUACUGCCGUCGCAUCAAGACCUACCAGAAGGACACCACCAUGAUGAGCGGCGACGGCCUGAUCUCCUCCAAGCUGGACAAGACGCACAACGGCUCCAUGCUCGAGGGCUCCGUCAUCAUGGAGAUGCAGAAGAGCCUGCUCAACGAGGUCAAUCCCGUCGAGAAGCCGCCGCGCCGCACGGACAUCGAGAGCGUGGAUGGUGGCGACGACGUGCUCGAGAUCAAGAAGACGCUGCUCGACGACACGGUCUAUGUGGCCAAUCACUCGCGCGAUGAGGAGGCCGUCUCAGUGGCCAUGUCGGAUACGACGACCACGCCCCGAUCUCGACACACCUACGUGGAUGAUGCGUACGCGAACAGCUUGCCACCGGAUCUGCUGGCCUUUCCCGCCCGCGUGCCGCCCACCUCGCCCUCGAUGCAGUCCUCGCAGUCGAACAUCCCCGACCAGGUGAUCUACGGCAUCCGCUCGCCGCCGUCGCUGACCAGUCCGGUCUACACGCACAUGACGCCGCACGGCAUCUACGGCACCAAGACGAUGACGGCACCGCACAACGGCUUCAUGACGCUGCAGCAUCCCAAGUCGCGCAACCUGGCGCUCAUCGCCACCGCCAACAGCAGUCGCCAGCACCAGCACCAGCACCACCACCAACUGCAGCAGCAUCAGCACCAGCAGCAGCAACAGCAGCAGCAGCAUCCGCUGGCCACCACAUCGCCCUUCCUGCCCGCACCGGUCGUCUACUCGCCGGCCACGGGCGUGGUCAUGAAGCAGGGAUACAUGACCAUUCCGCGCAAGCCGCGCGCCCCCAGCUGGGCGCCCAGUACGUCCGGCGCCGCUGGCCACGGAACCAUACAGCUAAGUGAGUUCCAGAGCCCCACAUCGCCAAAUCCCAGCGAGACGGGCACCGCCACCACAGCGGAACUGCAGGCGGAGCCCGUGUACGAUAACUUGGGACUGCGCACCACCGCCGGCGGCAACUCCACCCUCAAUCUGACCAAGAUCGCCGGCUCGCAGGCCGCUGGUCAGCAGUACUCGAUGCGGGACCGGCCCCUUCCGGCCACGCCCAGCCUCACAUCGGUGUCCUCGGCGACCAAUGCCAGCAAGAUUUACGAGCCCAUACACGAGCUGAUUCAGCAGCAACAGCAGUUGCAACAGCACCAGCAGCACCAGCAGCUGCAGCAGCAGCAGCGACUGGGCUCCAUGGACACGGAGCCCCUGUACGGAGUUCGGCAACAGGGGAUCACGAUACUGCCCGGCUCCAGCAUCAGCGGGGCCGGACUGGGCCACGCCGCCUACCUUUCACCCGGCUCGGGCGCUGCCGUCUCGCCCAGCCACGCCAGCAGCAGCGGCGACUCCCCGAAGGCCGCCAAGAUCCCACCACGCCCACCACCGAAGCCCAAGAAGAAGAUGUCCGUGACGACGACGCGCAGCGGCCAGGGCAGCACCAGCCAGCUCUUCGACGACGAGGGCGAGGAUGGCACCGAGGUCUAGAUUGGCACCCACGGCGAUCCCCAUCGUCGGCAGCCGGCGAUGUGAUGCACUACAACCAAUUGAACCGAGAUGCGAUGCAAUGCGAUGGAAUGGGAUGCGUUGGCAUGUCGCUGCUGACAGCGAGCAGCAGUAGAUGCGGAUCCAGUGGACGAGGAAUGGGGAAUCCAUGGCGGGCUAAAAGCUGGAGCUGGAGCUGGAGCUGAUAACUUUAUGGCGUGGAGGGAAGGGUUGCAGCCCCCAGUCGACAACAAAAUACAACAUCAACAUCAACAUGAACAUCAACAUCCGCUGUUGCGGCUUGUAAAAAUAGCCGGCGGAAGGAUUCUGUUCCGUGGUUCACGCCACUGCUUGACUUGUGUGCCAAACGACUGAUGUAGGUUUUAGUAAUUAAAUCGAUGAACAUGCAACACAACAGAAGAAAGGCAAAUGCGACGAGCAAUAUGUAAUCGUCAGCGAGUUGGUGGAUGAUGGUUAAAAAGCAAAUAGACAGAGACUCAAAUCCGUUAGGGCGAUGAAGUCGCUUUUAGGAGCAUCUAAUCCCAAAUUCGUAUAGGCGGAUAUACGUAAAACCCAAUUUUAAAACCACCUUUUUUUGUGUAGACUAUAGCUAGUUCGGUACAAAAUGCAUUAUUCGUAUAUAAAGAGACAUACAUAUAUAUACACACCACACACAAUUUUAAACUUAUAUGAACCCUAGAACAAGAAAUAUCCUAUUAUGAACAAGUAUACAUAAAGAACUUUCAAAUCAACGACAGUUUGUUUAAGCGCAAUGAAGAGGAAUAAAACACUUAAUUUUUUCCAAAUUUUUUAAAAUUGUAAAUGUAAAGGCAUACAGUUAAUCGCAUUAGGCUACCAUAUAUAGAUACAUAUAUAUAAAUAUAUAUAUAUAUAUAUUAAUGAUAUAUACUUAUAUUAGCGUAAGGAACCACUUGCAUCCUUAAUUUUUUUUUUAGUUUUACGACAGCCACCACGCGAUUCGGGAAUUAAACUACAUGAAAGUAUAUUUAUAGCGGGUAAGUUUGUUAAGUGCGUUUAGCGGUAGGAUAAAGAGUUUGCAUUCGCAAUUAAAACAAUGAAUUGAAACUUCUAUGUAUACAUAUAGUCUAGAGGGAGGGCGCGCAGCUAUAAUUACGAUUGUACUAGUUAUAAAGACAUAUUAAAUAAAUUUGUAUGUACAUGGACUCACGUA
Messenger RNA from Drosophila teissieri, 5206 nucleotides. RefSeq lists its product as uncharacterized. Gene Ontology annotation, molecular function: protein binding. The coding region runs from base 1237 to 4017 and encodes 926 amino acids. The transcript is spliced from 6 exons. Lineage: Eukaryota; Metazoa; Arthropoda; Insecta; Diptera; Drosophilidae. The record is from RefSeq and is a predicted model, not a curated record.